Galeopterus variegatus (Sunda flying lemur) is the source of this 576-nucleotide messenger RNA. RefSeq names its product transmembrane epididymal protein 1-like. Lineage: Eukaryota; Metazoa; Chordata; Mammalia; Dermoptera; Cynocephalidae. Bases 1 to 576 code for a protein of 191 amino acids. The record is from RefSeq and is a predicted model, not a curated record. The transcript has a single exon.
AUGUUUGGGUUCUUCCUGCUCAGUGGCCUGGUGGAUCUCAUCAGCCAGGUGUGGCUGGCCCGGCAGAGCAUGAAGCUGGAGCGAGCGGCCAUGUCCUUGGCCUUGUUUGCGCUGCUGCUGCAAACGGUAGCCCACAUUGAGCACAAGAACGCCCUGGAGGUCCGCCUGCACAACCUGCUGUUGAUCCCUGUCUUCCUGCUGGCCCUCAUGUUCACCACUGAUGUCUGGGUCCCUGACCAGCCCCCACUCCGGGUGCUGAAGGCCUGGGUGCUGCUGGUGCUUGGCUGCUGGAUGCUGCAGGUGACAUCGGUGUUGUACGCCCCUCCCUCCGGACAGCCCUGGAGGGCAGGCAGCCCCGUGGACCUCGCCUUCCUCACCGUCUUCUUCUGCUGGCACCUGGGCUUAGGGGCUGCCGUGCUGGCUGCUGUCUAUGGUCUCUGUAGCCUCUGGCACCAUCGCUGCUCCUCCUGGACGGGAUUCCCAGGGGCCAAGUACCGGCCGUGCCCCACCAGCCCCAGCAAUGGAGAACUCAAAAAGCUCAGGGGAGAGGCCAUGCUGCAGGAUGGAGACUUCUAA